AAGUGAGAGACAAGCUUAAUGACAGAGGUUACAUCUCAGAUGAAAGCUGCUGCAGAUAAGGAAGGAAAACUGAGGACAAGUAGGAGGAAAAAGGCAUUAUGAGAUAAAAAUAUUACAAGGAGGAAGAGAGAAUUUCCUAGAGUGCCUCGGUGGAUCCUGCAGACAGACAUGAAUAAUCGCUCCAUCGCCUGGUGGCUGAAACAGAUUGGCCUGCCACAGUACACCAAGUCACUUGAGAGAGAAUAUUAUGGUCUGGAGGGUUUGCUGAGUGUGACAGAUGUAGAGCUGAAGGAUGCUGGGAUAGAGGACCCGGCACACAGAGAAACCAUCCUCAAUCAGCUUUCAAGACACCGACAGACACUGGACCCACAAUCUGGUGUGAAAGUGGAGCGGAGGGUGAGCCGGAAGUACUCUCUGGGGUCGUCUAUGGAUCUGGUGAAGCCGAGGAAGGACCUGUUUCGUCAGAGUGUUCUGCCCCGCCUCCAGCGUGCUGAUAAGAAACAUCGCCUUUCUGCUUCCUGUUCGCAGCUCCGCCCCCUGGAAGAGGAUAAUGCGAUCAGUGAGGCGGAGCGUUGUCAGGAUAGCAAACGCAGAGGCUGGAAGUUGGAACCUUGGGAAGGAAGGAAGAGCAAGAGGAGGAGUGUUAGCGCAUACUUCAGUCAGCUGAAGGUGUUUGGUGGUCGGAAAGACAUGGAUUCAUUGAAGAAGGAGCUAGAGGAGGAGCUGAAGCUCAGUACUGACGACCCGACGAGCCACGCAUGGUACCACGGACCACUGGGGCGAGAGGCUGCAGAGUCUCUGUUCGAGAGGGACGGAGACUUCCUGGUCCGAGAUUCAAACUCUGCCCCCGGGAACUACGUUUUGAGCUGCUUGUGGAAGAACGGGCCCAUGCACUUUAAGAUCAUACGAGUGAUUCUUCGUCCUAAACAGGGCUACUCUCGGGAGCUGUUCCAGUUUGAGGAGGAUCGCUUUGACAAUGUACCUGCUCUGAUCCGAUUCUAUGUGGGUGGGCGUCGGCCCAUCUCCCAGGCCUCAGGCGCUGUGGUUUUUAACCCAAUCACACGGACCAUUCCUCUGCGUCUCAUCAUGGAGCGAUAUGCAGACUGUACAAGCAGCAGCAGCAGCAGCAGUAGUAAAGGUGCAGACAGAGAAAAACACAAUCAGGCCAGCAAAAGGCGCAGCUUCAGCUCCGCACACAACGACUCACUGCAGAUCAUCAAUCCCCUGCUAAGGAGUGGAAGUCAGCCUUCUAACUUGGAGAACGUUGGAUGCAGACCUUCCCUUCAGUCUGCACAAUCUGAUGGCAACCUACGAGCUGGGGUGCAACAAAACACUAAGCAGGAGGACACCGGCCACGCCCCCAUCUCGCCGGUUUUUCGAACGGGCAGCGAACCCCUGCUUAGCCCCAGACUACGACACACACGCCCUAACUUUCCAGGUGGUGGUGUAACUUUGCGAGGUUCAGACGGACAGCUGCACCCGAGAGCUCCUCCUAAACCUCUGAGAGUCUCUGUUCUCUUCCCCAACUCCGUCCCUCCCCCACCCAGAGACCGGAACGUUGACCCCUCCUCUUUCUACGAUGAGCUGGUCGUCCAGGUGCCACAGAUGAAAGGUCAUGUGGACCGCCUGCGUGCCGAGGAGAAGUGGCAGAGCCGCGCCCGCCUCACCGAGACUUCCUUUGGCUUUUUGGAGGCAGAGAAAAACGAAGAAUCAUUACAGCUGCCAGCUCUACCACAGAAGAAGUCAGAAGUAGAAGACUGGCAUUUUGAAAAGCCACAUGUGGAGUCGGUCUCAUGUUUCCAGUUGGAUCAGUUUGAGUCGCUGCUCUUGCCGGAGAACAACCGACCUCUAGAGCCCGGCGUCCUGCUGGCGCUCAAAGAGCUCUUCAAUCGCUCAAACGCCGACAGCACCGCUCGGCACAUGCUCAGUGUCGACUGCCAGGUUGCACGCAUUGUUGGGGUGACCGAUGAGCAGAAGAGGAUUAUGGGAGUUGGAUCAGGGCUGGAGCUUGUCACUUUGCCACAUGGACGCCAAUUACGACAGGAUCUGUUAGAAAGGCAUCAUCUAAUAGCACUGGGAGUCGCAGUGGACAUCCUGGGCUGCACAGGGACUGUGAGCCAGAGGUCAACUGUUUUACACAAGUUAAUCUUAUUGGCUCAGGCCCUGAAAGAUCACGCCCACAACCUCUACUCCUUCUCAGCCGUGAUGAAGGCUCUGGAUAUGCCUCAGAUAACGCGACUAGAGAUGACGUGGCGGGCGCUGAGGAGAAACCACACGGAGACUGCGGUUCUGUUUGAGAAGAAACUCAAACCCUUCAUGAACAUGCUGAACGACGGAGACGACUCUGUAGUCCACGGUCCCAUAGCCGUGCCUCACCUGGUUCCCCUGCUGAUGGUGAUGGAGGGCGACGACCCGGUCGAGAACAGUGAGCGGGGCUGUCAGCUCCUCUACGACGUCCUCCAAUCAGCUCGCAGUGCUGCGCUGCACGCACAGGAUUAUCAGCAGCACGCACACACUCUGCUCACAGCAGGAAGCUGGGAGCCGGUGCCUGAGAUGCUAGAGGCUUUCCGGACUGAGUUCGCCCUGCGGUUGUUCUGGGGUCAGACGGGGGCCACAGCCAGCAGAGAGGAGCGCUACGAGAAGUUUGACAAGAUUCUUUAUGUCCUCUCAGAUAAACUGGAACCCGUGGAACUCACCCCACAACAGCCUGAUCCUCUAACCUGAGCCUCAGGGCCCGUUCCCCUGAGGGAAAGGGACUUUCUUCACUGGAGGAAAGAUUUUCAGUUUAGCCUCGGGGAGUUGCCAAGGCAGAGAUCUCACAUCUGAGAUCACACAGACAUAAAGAACGUUUAUUUUUCAAAUGUGAGAAUCUUUAAAGCUUGUCAAGCGACAACUUAACUUAUAAAAAAUGUCAUUAUGUCUGAACUAUGAGAGCCCUGUGCAGACCUUUACUGUGAAAAGGGCUGUGUUGGAUUCAGGCGAUCUGGAAAUUGUUUACCCAAAAACUAGCAUCUGUUUAUGAAUGUGCAUUUCUGAUACUGAGGCAGUGUUCACACACCACACCACUUUCUCUUUUAAUACUUGAGUCCAAAGGACCAUCAUGAUUAAACCUGAUUGAGUUCCCUUGUACAUGACCUGCUGCUGUGAGAGACCACACUGGAAAUUGUGUUCAUUUCAUGUCAGUGUUUCUAAAGCAAUACAUGUAUUUGUGUGAUGUUCGUGUUUACUAUUUCUCAUAAAUAAUACUCUAAAAGAACAAUAAAAGACAACCAAUGUA
Eleginops maclovinus (Patagonian blennie) is the source of this 3277-nucleotide messenger RNA. RefSeq names its product SH2 domain containing 3A (gene sh2d3a). Gene Ontology annotation, molecular function: phosphotyrosine residue binding; guanyl-nucleotide exchange factor activity. The record is from RefSeq and is a predicted model, not a curated record. The coding region runs from base 169 to 2724 and encodes 851 amino acids. The transcript has 20 exons. Gene Ontology annotation, biological process: positive regulation of peptidyl-serine phosphorylation; small GTPase-mediated signal transduction. Lineage: Eukaryota; Metazoa; Chordata; Actinopteri; Perciformes; Eleginopidae.